CGUCGUCUCGUCUCGUCUCUCUCCUCACCCGCAACCCCAACGGAGGAGGAAGGGAAGAAGGGAGGAAACCCUAAAAUUCCUCUUCUCCUUCUGCUCUCGAUUCGAUUCGAUCUCGUCGCCACGCCCCCGCCCCCGCCCCCGCCCCGCCCCGCAAGCCGCCGAUCUGUUGCGCCUCGUCAAGACCCCCCAGCCCAAGAUCUGAUUCGUUUCGAUUCCGAGCUGAGCAGCAGCAGGAGCAGGAGGAGGAGGAGGAGCUCAUCGAUUUGGUGGUUGCUGAUGGGCGGCGCAUCCAUGUUGGAUGAGGAAGCGCACUGCAUCUGAUCGCAUUCGGGUCCCCUCCAGCAACCCCGCGCCAUCGCCGUCGCCGCCGCCGCCGCCGCCGCCGCCGGAGGAACCUGCCGUGCCCAUGCCGCAUGUUGGGGCCCGCCGCUCCACGCGCGUCUUCGUGCCCAAGACGCCCAGGCCGCCUCAGCCUUCUGAUCCUGCCAGGGUCCUCCGCUCCGGCAAGCGCCUCGCCUUCUCCGAAUCCCCCGCCGACGCCCACUGGUUCCAGUGCAAGCCCAACAACUGCUUCCACGUCCAUGACCACCAACGCCAACUUCACGACGACCCCAAGCCACCGCCGCCGCCUCUGCCGCGCACAAGGUCCUUCGGGAUCGUCUACAGCAGGAAGCGCCGCCGCCGCCUCCCCGAACCCAAGGAGGACACCAGGUUUGCCAUUGUCUUCACUAGGAAGAGACCCAAGGUCGCCCCUUUUCAGCACCACGCCCCGAACGACCUUGCCACCAUCCCAUGCUCCUCUUCCAGGGAGUUUGCCUCCAGGACUGGCUUCUUUGAUUCCCAUUUCUUGACCCUGGUGGAUUGUAUUCCCACUAAUAAAGCUGACGCUGCCAUGCUUAUUGUCCUUGUGGAUUCAUCUUGCUCUGGGAGCUCUCAGCACUUCUUGCGCCUCCUCCUCUCUGUGCUGCGCUGGAUGCGUAGCUGCCGACGGGGCAAGGUCCGAAACCUUGCCUCCUUUCUCUCGUCCGAUGCUGUCGCCACUGCGCUUGCAUUGCGGGGAUUGCAUUUUGUCCAGCUUCAAUGCCGGAGAGACUGUGCAUUGUCACAGAGGGCUUUGGUGCAAUGUGGCUGGUGUGAGCUUCGUGGUGCCAAGGAUUCUGAACCAUUGUUGUCUGUCAAUUUCUUGGCAGUCCCUUCUUACUUCCAGAUUUUGCACUUGUUAAUAGCACUCGAGUCAAUGUAUCUUCCAGCUGUGAUUCGUACGAGAAUGCAUUUGGUUGGUGGAGCUGAAGAAAUUUAUCCUCGCACCCUAUUGGAGGAGGAUUCUGAAUCUCUGAGCACUGGGGAUACUGAUCCUGCUGUUGACCUGUGUAGCAACAAACUUUGCAGUGUGGCUCAAGAUUAUGUGCCCCUUGAAGAGAUUGCAGGAGUGGUGGUCCAUGGUCUGAGGCUAAAGAAGCAUCAAAGGAAGAGAAGCUCUAUGCGGCAUCCCCUCAGUCGACAGCGUCUUGCUGCAAGAUUUCCCGACAAGGUAGUUGCAACAAACCAGACCGAUGUGGCUAGACAGACAGAAGCGGAUGCGCCACCCUCAGUUAGUCCGGAGCUUCCACUGGAGCCUGUCAAACCUAAAGCAGCACUGGAAAUCUCUCUUGAUUUGCUUGAAAACAUGGAUGACAGUGAUGUUUCAACUCCUAUAGGAUCAAAUGGGAAGCAAAAGAGGUCUUCUUUGAAAAGUCCCAUUGAGCGCAUGAAUGAAAGGUUGGCUUUGGCUGAGGUUAGACAGAAUAUAGAUUCUGUUCACUGCAGAGCAAACCUUUUAAUUAUUCAACCUGAUAGGUGCUGGAGGGAAGAAGGCGCUGAAGUUAUGCUGGAACCAUCGGAAUCAAAUGAGUGGUGUAUAGCUGUGAAGAUACAUGGUGUCAAUAGAAUAUCUCUGAAGCCUUCGGAGCAGAGGUUUUAUGUUGUUAACCGGUUCACCCAUGCCUAUAUUUUGGCAGUUGAUGAUGGAUUGAAGAUUGAGUUCUCUGAUAAAUGGGACUGGCUUUUGUUUAAGGAGUUGCAAAUUGAGGGUCGGGAGCGCAAUUCCCAGGGAAAGAUGAUACCAAUUCCUGGUGUAAAUGAGGUUUCUGAUGACAUGGGAGUGAUUGGAACAUAUCCUUUUUCACGCCCUGUGCCAGACUAUAUCAGAAUGGCGGAUGAUGAGGUUGGGCGAGCUCUCUCAAGGGACUCUGUAUAUGAUCUGGAUUCUGAGGAUGAACAGUGGCUCACCCAGUUGAAUCAUUCAGAUUCUGACAGAAAAAGCGCACAUCUUAAUCAUAUUUCUUAUGAAGAUUUUGAAAAGAUGAUUACCACGUUUGAAAAGGAUGCUUUCAACAACCCUGAAGGAACUAGUGAUUUGGAUCAGAUUCUUUCCAGAUACCCUACUUUGGAAAAGGACCAUAAUGUCCUUGCUGUGCAUGAAUAUUGGAUAAACAAGAGAUAUAAGAAAGGUGUACCACUGCUAAGGAUAUUGCAGGGUGCAACACUAAGACGAGGACAACUGUCACAAAGAUCUAUUAAGAAAAAAAGAUCUUUCAAGAGACAAAGAAGCCAAGCUGGCCGUGGAAAGCCUGACAUAUGCUUGCAAGAUGCUAAUGGUGCUGAAGAGGAGGCUUUGCGGAGAGUUGUGGAAGCCGAACGUGCUGCAACACAGGCAGGAGAAACAGCUGUUCGUCUGCGCAGUAGAGCUCAGCGUCUCAUGGCAAAGGCUGAGCUGGUGGCAUACAAAUCUAUUAUGGCCCUCAGGAUUGCUGAGGCUGCUAGGAUAUCUGACUCGUCACGGGAUCUUGUUUUGACGACCCUCGACUAGUGAAGAAUGUGAGUGAGAUGUUCAUUGAUUUGUGUGAAGAGCAUAGUAGCCAAUAGUUUGUUUUCCUCUUUUUUGCCGCAUCAUUUCAAUGCUACGUGGUAUUUGGCUUUCGGGUAAGCUGUGGGCUGUGGGUCUCUUUUUUCCUCCCCACCUGUUUUAACUUUGUGAAGCCAAUCUUUGUAGCGGAUGCUUGAACUCAACUGUAAUCUCUUGUGUACAUGAUAGUGGUUAGUUAGAUUGUGUGUAUCUUUUCUGUAGCCAUGUUUUGAAAAAGAUGAACAAAUUAAAAGCAAAAUGAAAAUCAGGAGGAGGCUAGGUAAAA
This is a messenger RNA of Oryza sativa Japonica Group (Japanese rice), 3170 nucleotides long. RefSeq lists its product as uncharacterized. Gene Ontology annotation, biological process: regulation of transcription by RNA polymerase II. Gene Ontology annotation, cellular component: NuA4 histone acetyltransferase complex; piccolo histone acetyltransferase complex. The record is from RefSeq and is a predicted model, not a curated record. Lineage: Eukaryota; Viridiplantae; Streptophyta; Magnoliopsida; Poales; Poaceae.